CUGCCUCUCUGGAUGUUCACAAAGAUUUCAGCGGAUAACGGGACAGGUGAUUCGUUUUCUACUGGAUGAAGGGUUGGAUGUUCCUUUUUUAUUUUCUCGGAAUCCCAUUGUCUUCGUGAAAUUACUUUUAAGACCCAUGGAAGUUUGAUCAAAGGUGUUAAAAUGGAACUGAUGAGAAAAUCUGCCUGCGUUUUGGUUUUAUUCAGCAUCUCCGCGUGGGCGUCAAAGAUUAUAGGCGACAUUUACGAGCCCAGAGGUCAACAGAUCUGCAAGCGUGGUACCGAGAAGCCCUGCUAUAAAAUCGCCUACUUUCAGGACAGCCGACGUAAACUCAACUUUGAAGAUGCGAAUCGAGCCUGCAGGAGUGAUGGUGGAGACCUUCUCAGUAUUGAGUCUGAGACUGAGCAGAUACUGAUAGAAAAUUUCAUCCAUGAACUAAAAGCAUCAGAUGGUGACUUUUGGAUUGGGCUUCGUAGGGAUCAAGAUUAUGAGGAGAAAAACGGAGAAUGCCCAUCUCAAUACUACUGGCUGGAUGGAAGCCAAGCAACCUUCAGGAACUGGCACUUUGAUGAGCCUUCUUGUGGGUAUGAGGUGUGUGUAGUGAUGUAUCAUCAGCCCUCUGCUCCUCCGGGCCAGGGCGGUCCUUACAUGUUCCAGUGGAAUGACGACAAUUGUGAAACCAAAAACAACUUUAUCUGCAAGUACACCAAAGAUAAACCUCUAGCACCCAUCCCUGCAGAAAAUGAAACAUUUAAAGAUGCUUUUCCGACACCCAGAAUACCCAGAUACCCCUCUGCCACAGAGAAGGAUGAUGGCAUGAGGGUGGUUGUAUCUGAACCUCCAGACAAUACUCUCAAUAUCGCUUACAUUGUGCUGCCAACCAUACCACUUCUACUGCUGCUGAUUGUGGCGACGGGAGUUUUCUGCUUCAAGCUGUUCACAAAGAGGAAGAAAGAACAGACUGAGACUCCUCCAAAGGAUCCAGGAUACUGGGCCGCUGGAGAAAGAUGCAACAGCCCGAGCCCUGACGUCUACAAGGUCAUCCGAAGGCAGCACGAAUCAGACCUGGCCGGCACACGGCCUGACAUCAAAAACACUUCCUUCCUGGGUUCUUCCCCAGACACUCCACCCGGAGAUUAUGACAACCUGGCAGGCCGGGACACUGAAAGUGGUUUUGUGACACUGGCCAGCACUGAGAGCGGCUUUGUGACCAACGAUUUGUAUGACACGCUGCAAGGCCGUGGAAGCGGGAGAUACUACAGAGACCAAGGAUGGAUGGAUGAGUUAUAUGGCUACUGAUAUAAAAGAUGACAUUAGCAUUAAACACGGUAUUCUCUUGUUAAGAAUGAUAAUAGCUUACCUGUCGAUGUCUUGCCCAAGUAUUUCCUUGGUGCCAGAUACCCAGUAUUAUCUUUAAUUCAAGUAUCCACUUUAUUUUUAACAUAAGAAUGAGUGUGGUCAUUAGUAACUUGAAUGUGUAAGGCUUCAAGUGUCAUUCGCUUUCGGUUAUUGUACCUGUACAAAAUGCUCAAAUUUUGUAGGUUUUCUGUUAUCAGCCAGCGAUGAAUGUAUCAAAGUAUACAGCUAUAGUAUAGUACAUUGUUUGUUAAUGUUUGUUUAGCCCAUCCAAUUAAAGGUAGGGUAGGCAAUUUCGAACAGGCUAGCAAUAGCAGGCUAGCUUUGAAAGCAUGAGAUCCCACCCUCCCUUAAAACACAUUAACGCACACAGCAGCGUCUGAAAAGUGGUGUGAGAAGAGAGACGGUGUCAAAUUACCUCAUGUAUUAAAGCACAUACCAUUACAAUAAUAACGAACGUAAACAACUUGUGCUCUAGUUGUACCACCUGACUGCUUCAGAUUCAUUUCGCCGUUGACAUAGAAACGCAUAAAUCCGAGUAUGAGGUUGUGAACAGCUCCUGGUAAAACUUUGCGGGUUUCCAUUUACAAAUUGCGGUUACGACAUGUAGGGCCCUAUAAUUUCUUAUUUCACGGAAUCGCGGAUGGAAUCGUGGAAUUGGCCAAUUAACGCAGAAUCUAGUGUUAACGCGGAAUUUCGCAGAAUUUUACAUAUUUGGAAUGAAAUUCGUUUUUUGUGUGGGGGAAGAACGUAUGUCUGAGGAAAAUGCAGAGAGACGGGGAAGCAAAUCUGGGCGACACAACCCCUCCCGUCAUUUCAGCUCAUGACGGCAUCAAAACAAUAGCCGCGUUUCCACUGAAAGCAUGGCGAAGCGGCUCUCCACGGCUCUACUUUCAUUGGCGAAAAAGUUAAGAAACUCGUCGCACACACACACGAAGUCCCCUCCGUGCACGUCUGUCUAUGAGGUGCCGGGCCGAGUGUGUAUGUUUUAUUUGUGUACAUUUUAAUCAUUAACAUUAAAAGCAACAUUAAAAGCUCUUUUACAAC
Molecule: messenger RNA, 2403 nt
Organism: Pimephales promelas (fathead minnow)
Lineage: Eukaryota; Metazoa; Chordata; Actinopteri; Cypriniformes; Leuciscidae
Gene: layna
Product: layilin a
Biological process (GO): positive regulation of axonogenesis
Cellular component (GO): cytoplasm
Source: RefSeq, a predicted model, not a curated record